AUGGCCCACAAAACAGAUGUGAUUGGGGUUGAACCACCUCCUGUGGAAGAUAUGGUAACAGGUUCUAUUAAAGAUAUCCCUCCUGAUGAGGAAGGGAACCUACACAAAACCCUGAAGGAUCGUCACUUGAGCAUGAUAGCCAUGGGUGGUGCACUAGGCACUGGCCUUCUAAUCGGAACUGGAUCGGCAUUAGCACAGACGGGUCCUGGAGGAAUUCUGAUCGACUACAGCAUAAUCGGGGUGAUUGUUUUCAUGGUUAUGGCUGCACUUGGAGAGAUGACCUCGUUUGCUCCGAUGUCACGAGGAUUCGGUGGAUAUGCAACACGUUUUGUUGACCCUGCUCUUGGAUUUGCUACGGGAUACGCAUACUUCUUCAAAUAUCUUCUUGCAACCCCCAAUCAGUUGUCGGCUAUAGCUCUUAUCAUUGAGUAUUGGACUGGAGACAGAGUCAACCCAGCGGUAUGGAUCACCAUCGCAUUGGUAGCAAUCUUGGUGAUCAAUUUUAUCAGCGUCAAAGCCUUUGGGGAGUUUGAAUUCUGGUUAUCGUCCUUCAAAAUUAUAGUGAUGACGGGUGCUAUUAUUCUUCUGCUGGUUUUGGCACUUGGUGGUGGAGCCAACUUGGAACGAACCGGCUUUCGAUAUUGGAGCAACCCAGGCGCCUUCGCAGAGUACAAAUUAACAGGCUCCUUGGGUAGGUUUGUUGGUGUAUGGAGUACAAUGGUUCAAGCAGUAUAUGCCUAUGGCGGAACUGAAUUGGUGGCCGUCACAGUCGCGGAAGCUCAAAAUCCAAGGCUGGCCAUGGCACGAGCUGUGAAGCUGACAUUCUUCCGCAUCGUUAUCUUCUACAUACUAUCGGUCCUCUUUCUCGGAAUGGUUGUUCCAUACAACAGCUCUGAAUUGGCAUUCGCGGCAAGCUCCACCACCAGCGCCGCCGCAUCGCCUUUUGUUGUGGCCAUCAAACUCGCAAAGAUAGGGGGUCUGGACCAUGUGAUCAACGCAUGCCUGUUGAUUUUUGUGUUGUCAGCGGCUACUUCUGAUUAUUAUAUCGCCACAAGAACACUCUAUAACAUUGCCGCUGAUGGGAACGCACCUAAGAUUUUGACUCGAACAAAUAAUCGAGGUAUUCCAAUCUUUGCAAUGAUCAUCCCCACUGCAUUUUGCUUGUUGGCAUAUAUGAGCACAAGCUCUGGCGCAAAGGUCGUGUUCGGUUAUCUUACUUCUAUGGUUUCCACUUUCGGCAUGCUUACCUGGAUUUCCAUACUGGUCACCCACAUAUACUUCUCCCGUGCGGUCAAAUUACAACAAGUACCAGCAAAUUUAUUCGCCUACCGGGCACCAUUAAGAGAAUGGGGAUCCCUGGUUGGCUUGUUGAUACUGUGUCUUUUGACACUUACAAAGGGAUUUGGAGUUUUCUUAGUCGAGUUUGACUACAAGAACUUCAUCUUGCAGUAUAUUGGGCUACCGGUUUAUUUAAUUUGCAUAUUUGGUUAUAAAUUUUAUUACCGAUCUAGACGCGUCAAGGCUUUCGAAGCAGAUCUGGUGACUGGGGUGUCGAUGGAGCCAAUUGAGAUAACCAGAGCCCGACGAAAGGCUGAGAUGAAAGAGAGCAUUGCUACAAAACCUGCAUUCAUUCGGGUGUGCAAAAAGUAUCUAGCUCUGUGCUUCUAG
Molecule: messenger RNA, 1668 nt
Organism: Penicillium crustosum
Lineage: Eukaryota; Fungi; Ascomycota; Eurotiomycetes; Eurotiales; Aspergillaceae
Exons: 8
Coding region: 1-1668 (555 amino acids)
Biological process (GO): amino acid transmembrane transport
Cellular component (GO): membrane
Molecular function (GO): amino acid transmembrane transporter activity
Source: RefSeq, a predicted model, not a curated record